UGCUUGGCAGUACUCGGGACGAAAUUCUUCUUCUUGGCGACCGGAAAUUGAACCAGGAAAACCGUCAAGGUACCCAUUGAAGUUCUAAAGCAAGACCUUUCAUAGAGAGCAACUCGCCCGGAAUAUUUUCACAGAGGCAUUCUUCAUCGUUAUUGCUUUACUCGUCUCGGGGGCAUUCUGAAUCGAAAUGUACGUUCUCAGGGCAUGUGUCAUAUCUUUGAGUGCAGUCAAAGCAUUUGCGGCCACCACUACCACAGAUGCUGCCGCGAGCUCCAUCACUGGAUGUCACACCCAUGGGUCAGAAAUAUUCUGCUUUGAUAAUGAUGGACACGAAGUUCUGGUGUCGGUAACCGCUACACCCACGAGUGGAACACCGGCAAAGUACACUGGCUGUCAUACUCAUGGAAAUGAGUCAUAUUGCGUGGAUCAAGAUGGUAAUGAUGUUCUGGUACAAGAGCAAGACAUUGGCGAUGAGGAGUCAGACGAACACAGUCAUAACCAUGUGGAGUCUGAAGAAUCCGAGUCGGCAGAGAAGACUAAUUGCCAUUUCCAUGCCGGUGUUGAGCAUUGUAUAAGCGCAGGGGAGUCCGAGGACAGUAGCCAUCAGUCCUGUGGCAUUCAGACAAGAGACUACAAUGUACCCCUGAGGAUUGGAACGCUCUUCGUGAUUUUUAUCACCAGUGCGAUCGGUGUUUUUGCGCCUAUCUUACUGUCUAAGCUUCCAUUUGCAACCAUCAAUUCCGUGGUAUCAACGAUCCUGAAACAAUUUGGUACAGGCAUCAUUAUCUCGACAGCCUUUGUUCAUUUAUACACACAUGCUUCUCUUAUGUUCACCAACGAAUGUCUGGGCGAACUGGAUUACGAAGCAACUACUUCUGCAGUGGUCAUGGCUGGUAUAUUUCUGGCAUUCUUGUUCGAAUAUGUCGGCCACCGAGUUACCACUGCAAAGGCUAUAAAAGUAGGCACGUCACCUUCGGAACCUACAAGCUCCCAAGGAUCUUCUCCCAAAGAGGAUGUACCACCUCACCAGCAGACAAGACUGGCGCAUGUUGGGCAUACCCAUGGGCCACCCCUUGAUCCAACCAGACCAAUCACAAAGUUUUCGGUAGUUGUGAUGGAAGCUGGUAUACUGUUUCACAGUAUCCUGAUUGGUCUCACGCUAGUUGUUGCUGGCGACUCUUUCUAUAGAACUCUUCUGGUGGUCAUCGUCUUUCAUCAAUUCUUCGAGGGUCUGGCGCUUGGGGCUCGCAUUUCAAUGCUCCCUGGGGCAAUCUUUCCCUCGAAGGCCAUAAUGGCGGGUGCGUUUGCCAUUAUCACUCCUAUCGGGAUGGCUAUCGGUCUGGGCGUCCUGCACUCUUUCAACGGGAACGAGAAGAGCACCCUGAUUGCGCUUGGAACAUUAGAUGCCCUUUCUGCUGGUAUUCUUGUGUGGGUAGGCGUUGUAGAUAUGUGGGCUCGAGACUGGGUGAUUGAAGGGGGCGAAAUGUUUAAUGCACCUUUGGCGAGAGUGUCAACAGGCGGAUUGGCUUUAGUGACCGGGCUCGUUCUGAUGGGACUGCUGGGUAAAUGGGCUUAAGCGGCCAGUCCACAGACCGCUGUCUGCUGACUAGCGCUAGCUUCCGACCAGCUAUUGAUCGGAUCUACUUCCAUCUCCGAGUCGCCAGGAUCCAACCUGGCUUCCAAAAAUGAAAAUUAAACUCUACCCACCAUUUGGACUAGAUCUAUGAGCUACUAUCGUAAUUCUAUG
Molecule: messenger RNA, 1747 nt
Organism: Penicillium brasilianum
Lineage: Eukaryota; Fungi; Ascomycota; Eurotiomycetes; Eurotiales; Aspergillaceae
Source: the annotation of a GenBank genome assembly